AUGGCUUCCGAGGCCCCCAAGGAUCUGCCAGUACGCCCUGCUGGCGAGGCUCAGGACAAGCCUCAAUCCGCUGCCCCCGCGUUAAACGACGCCAAAAAAGACAAGAAGCAGCCUGCCGCCCUUCCUCCUCUGCCCGAUUUCAUCAUUGAGCGCAACAAUCUUUUCGAAGAGCUCUGGCAGCAAAAUCUCGAAGAGACCAAGAACCGCCCACACCCCGAAAUUAAUGUUACCCUGGAUAUUGGCAAUGGCGAGCCAUACUCCGUCCCCGCCAAGGCCUUCGAGACUACACCUGCCUCUUUCCUGCGUGACGUGCCUAAGGAGAUUAGUGCCGAGGUCGUGAUUGCUCAGGUGGACAAGGAGUUUUGGGAUUUGAAUCGACCCCUUGAGAGCGACUGCAAGGUCGUCUUAGUGCCAUUCUCCAACCCCGAAGCCCGGUCUAUCUUUUGGCAUAGCUCGGCGCACUGUCUAGGAACGGCGUGUGAACUCCGGUACUCUGAUGGCACUAACACCGCCAAGCUUUCCCAUGGACCUCCGACUCCUCAAGGAUUCUUCUACGACUUGAAACUACCUUCUGCGGAUGGCGUAGUCACAGAAGCCGACUGGAAGUCACUGGAAACCCUGGCCGCCAAAUGCUUUAAAGAAAAGCAGACCUUUGAUCGUUUAGUGGUGUCGAAGGAAAAUCUCAAGAAGAUGUUCCACUACAGCAAGUACAAGCUGCACUAUAUCGACAAGCUUGUUCCUGGGGAAGGCAGCACUGUGUACCGCAAUGGUACUCUUGUCGAUCUUUGCAGAGGCCCCCAUAUCCAGAACACAAACCGUAUCAAGGCUUUCCGUAUCCUGCAGAACUCUGCAGCAUACUUCCUUGGAGAUCAGUCUCAGGAGAGUUUACAGCGAAUUCGUGGAGUUGCAUUCCCUGAGAAGAAGCAAAUGGUUGAACAUCUCCACUUUUUGGAGGAGGCAGAGAAACGCUCACACAUGCGAAUUGCUACAGCACAGGAGCUUUGCUUCUUUUCAGAGCUCUCCCCGGGAUCUCCUUUUAUGCUACCUGCCGGAACUAAGAUCAUCAACGCCAUCCAAAAACUGCUACGAACCGAGUACCGCAAGCGUGGUUACCAAGAGGUCCAGACUCCUAUUCUAUAUAAUGCCACUCUCUGGGAGAAGAGUGGUCACUGGCAGCAUUACUCUGAGGACAUGUUCAAAUUAGAGGUCGAUAAGCGCGACUGGGCUUUGAAGCCGAUGAACUGCCCUGGACACUUCCUUCUUUUCAAUCACAGGGAACGAAGUUACCGAGAACUCCCAUUCCGAAUUGCAGACUUUAGUAACCUUCACCGUAACGAGGCUUCAGGGGCUCUUCAUGGCCUUACUCGAGUUCGCAAGUUUUCUCAAGACGAUGCCCACAUUGUCUGUGAGAGCAGCCAAAUCAGUUCUGAAGUGGAGGGUUUGUUUGAUUUCUUAACUUCUAUUUAUGGAUUGUUUGGCUUUGAAUUUUCUCUCAAGCUUUCGACCCGCCCUGAGAAGUACAUGGGAUCUUUGGAGACCUGGGAUUAUGCCGAGGAGCAGCUCAAGCAGUCUUUGAAGAAGUUCAAGGGUAACGAUUGGUCCCUUAAUGAGGGCGAUGGUGCUUUUUACGGCCCCAAGAUCGAUAUUACUAUCUGCGAUGCUCUCAAGCGUGAAUUCCAGUGUGCUACAAUCCAACUGGACUACCAAGCUCCUAUCAACUUCCAGAUGGAGUAUAUGACUAAUGAGAGGGGUGACAAGGCCCAGGAGGGUGAGACUGAUGAGCAGCAUAAGUCUUCGGAUCUCGCUCCUGGUCGUGCCCGCCCAGUUGUCAUUCACCGUGCUAUCAUCGGAAGUUUCGAACGUUUCUUCGGAAUUUUGAUUGAACACUUCGGCGGCAAGUGGCCUUUCUGGCUCAGCCCUCGCCAGAUUGCGAUCAUCCCGGUUAUGCCCGACCUGAACGAGUAUGCUCAGGAGCUCAAGACUAUCUUUGAGGGUGAUAAGAUGAAUGUGCACUGCGAUACUUCAGGCAACACUCUCCAGAAGAAGGUCAGAAAUGCUCAACUCGCCCAGUACAACUUUCUCAUCAUUGUCGGAGCCCAAGAGAGAGAUUCUCGCUCUGUGAAUAUCCGCAACAGAGACGACCCCGCGACUCAGAACAAGGGCGUGAUGGUUCCGCUCGAUGAAGCUCGGGCAAAGUUCACCGCUCUGCGCAAGGAGCGUCGUCUGGAAAACUCUCUGUAG
This is a messenger RNA of Penicillium angulare, 2241 nucleotides long. RefSeq names its product threonine--tRNA ligase THS1. The coding region runs from base 1 to 2241 and encodes 746 amino acids. Gene Ontology annotation, biological process: threonyl-tRNA aminoacylation. The record is from RefSeq and is a predicted model, not a curated record. The transcript is spliced from 3 exons. Gene Ontology annotation, molecular function: threonine-tRNA ligase activity; ATP binding. Lineage: Eukaryota; Fungi; Ascomycota; Eurotiomycetes; Eurotiales; Aspergillaceae. Gene Ontology annotation, cellular component: cytoplasm.